AUGUUUCAACUUCCAAUUAUUGUAGACGGUGAUUGCGAUUCACGAUUCGAUAAAGUCAAACAAGUUUUCCACAAUAAUUUUAUACAGCGAUGGGAAAGUGAGGGAGCAGCAUUCGCGGUAUAUUUCAAAGGAGAAAAAGUGGUUGACCUAUGGGGCGGAUAUGCAGAUUCAACAUCACAUCGAAAGUGGAAGAGUGAUACAAUGACACUUUUGUUCAGUGGUACUAAGAGUAUAUGCGCGAUAUGUUUUGCGAUGUUAGUUGAUCGUGGCCUGAUUGAUUAUAAAGAUUUGGUCACCAAACAUUGGCCUGAGUUUGGACAAAAUGAUAAGGAAAACAUUACUAUUGAAAUGUUACUUUCACACCAGGGUGGACUAGCUUAUGUGGACAAUGUAAUUGAGGAAUCGGAUAUUAGGGAUUGGAGACGCAUGUCGAAAAUUUUUGAAGAUCAAAAACCAAACUGGAUACUGGGUAAAGAAGUCGGUUAUCAUGCUCUAACAUUUGGUUGGUUAGUUGAUCAGUUGAUACGGAGGGUUGAUCUUAAGAAACGUUCAUUGUCGCAAUUUUUCAAGGAGGAAAUAGCUGAACCACAUGAUCUCGAUCUGAUUAUUGGUGCUCCUGUGGAAUUAGAAUACAGAAUAGCACGUCUAAAUUUGGGGUCAAAAUUCCUAACUGCUCGAGAGAUAAUUGAAUAUCCGACUCUGCUUAGAAUGUUUUGGAAUAGUUUGUUCACGCCGAUCAAUUUUGAAAAUCGAAUGUUGCGUAAUGUACAAAAAAAUUUUUCUUGGAUGGGAAGAAAUGCCACGAUGUUCAACAAUCCUGAAAUUCGAUCUUUGGAUAUACCAGCGGCAACUGGUGUGGGUACUGCUCGGUCAUUCGCAAAACUUCAUGCAUUGGUUCUCGGAGGAAAACUGAUGAAAGGGACAACUGUAGAGCAGCUAUUUCUCGACCCUACAGUUUGGAAUCAAACGGACUUAGUCUUAUCGGUUAAUGUAUCAUUCGGAAAAGGAUUCACCUAUACUAAGAACUUCCAAGAUCAAUGGCUAGUCGGUCACCCAGGACUAGGUGGUCAGAAUGUUAAAAUGGAUUUAACAAAUGAAGUAGCAUUUGCAUACCUCUGCAACGGCUUAAAGGUUGGCCAUUCUGAUUUAACGGUGACAUUUAUGCGACUACAAAAUGCACUUUACGAAUGUCUCCGCGAAAAUAAUUUGUUGAAAGAAAUCCCAGAAGAAAAAAUUGGAAAAAAUUCUAAAACUGUGACAGGAAGAAACAGCUCAUUGGAUGCUCCAUCCAAAUAUCAUCAAGAACCUAGCGUUUCAACGUCGCUUGAAAACAAUACAAUUCUGACUUCUGAUACAUGA
Cercopithifilaria johnstoni is the source of this 1359-nucleotide messenger RNA. The record is from the annotation of a GenBank genome assembly. NCBI's taxonomy places the organism in Eukaryota, Metazoa, Nematoda, Chromadorea, Rhabditida, Onchocercidae.